CGUCUGAAUUUCAGUAUGGAUGACGAUGAAGUUUCAACCUGGCAUACCAAAGUCAAGCCAAAAGCCUUAGUUGUGGGCUCUAUGAUAAAAUACUGUAAGGAUAGACUGAAGGCGCGAGAGGAAAUCAAUGAUUUUAUCAGCGAAAUGAAAGAAGACUUGCAGAAGACGUCCAAGGAUCUCUCCGAGGAGAAGCCCGAUGCGCGAGAAUGGUAUAUCCGGAAGAAGUCUUGCGCAAGCUUCCUGUAUAUAAACCACAGGGACGUGGAACAUUUGAAUCAGAUCAGUGAAGAGGAGCCAAUAGCCUGCUCCGCCUGUAAGAUGGAGUUCCGGGAGGUGGAGACGGAGUACCCCUGCCGCGUGUGUGACAGUGUGUUCCACAAAGACUGCGUGCUGGAAAUGAAGGACAUCCAUCCGUCCCAUAUCGAGGCUGUGGAGAAAGCCAACACAAGCGUCGGAUGGAGCUGCCCAGCUUGUGACGACUUAGGCUUGCUAUUAACAGAAGAAGAACUGCACGACAUUAUCGACACAUUUGAAGAGGAAAUCAAACCUAAAGACGGUCAAAUUUCACCAGGCGAAUUCAAAAACUUCAAGAAAAAGCAAUUGGGCCACCAAUUGUCUGAGGAGGACCAUGAACACUUGGAUCUAGAGUUCCGAUUGGCCGACAGGGAUGGAAACGGGAUCAUUGAUUGGUGGGAAUUCCUAAACUACCAAACGAAAGUGAAACUCGCCAUGCGGGAUCAGAGGGAGCUCGUAGAUAUGCUCACAGAGAAGGAGGUGCGGGUGGCCAAGCUCGCCUUUUCCCACAUGGACGUCAACAAGGACGGUAAGGUGACGGAGCUAGAGGCCAAGAAGGCGUUCAGUGACUACUUCGGCCAAGUGAAUAUGAACGACAGAAGAAGAUGCAGUGUAAUUGAGUCUUAUGCGCGCCAUGCUACAGCUCGCGCCAUGGCCCUCGACAUUAAAGACACAGGAGCUGUAACCUGGCCAGAGUUUUUGAACGGACAAGCCAAGUUCAUUAUUGGAGUCCGCCCAAACCCUACUCAGUGAGGGAGGAUUACCACUACCUAGUGAGGGGGGAUUACCACUACCUAGUGAGGGGGGAUUACCAUCAGAGGAAAGAACCGGGGAUAUUUUAAUUUUUUUUUCAAUGAGUACAAUGUACUAGUAAUCACGUGUGAAAUAUUUCCUAACAGAAAAUAGAUGAUAUAUGACGCACUACAAAAAAGGUUUGCGAAAUCUCAUUCCGCUCUACUGUGUCGACACGUGGUGGAUAAAAUAUAUUUUUUUAAACUCGGUGUAUUUUUAUUCAAACUGAAAUUACAAUUGGACAAUAGCUAUUUUCAUACAUAUUCAUUUUUAGCAAAAAAAACC
Molecule: messenger RNA, 1371 nt
Organism: Magallana angulata
Lineage: Eukaryota; Metazoa; Mollusca; Bivalvia; Ostreida; Ostreidae
Product: PHD finger protein 24-like
Exons: 7
Coding region: 16-1047 (343 amino acids)
Molecular function (GO): calcium ion binding
Source: RefSeq, a predicted model, not a curated record